This is a messenger RNA of Choloepus didactylus (southern two-toed sloth), 2531 nucleotides long. RefSeq names its product DALR anticodon binding domain containing 3 (gene DALRD3). Gene Ontology annotation, biological process: tRNA C3-cytosine methylation; arginyl-tRNA aminoacylation. The coding region runs from base 691 to 2424 and encodes 577 amino acids. NCBI's taxonomy places the organism in Eukaryota, Metazoa, Chordata, Mammalia, Pilosa, Megalonychidae. The record is from RefSeq and is a predicted model, not a curated record. Gene Ontology annotation, molecular function: ATP binding; tRNA binding; arginine-tRNA ligase activity. The transcript has 11 exons.
CUUCAUCGGACAGAGGAAAGAGCGUUCCUAGUGGUUUAAAAGCGGGAUGUUUCAGCUGAGAACUGUCGUUUAGUUGGGUCUUCUCUUGGUCACAUUGGUUCCUAAAACAGGAAGCACAAGGAUCGCUGUUGAAGUACACCAGGUUAGAGAAACCUUAAAAGCUGGUAAUUCCGGAAACGUCCAUCAUGAUGUUUUUAAUUCCUCACGACUCAAGUAAGGAAAUACUUGAAAAUAAUCUGAAACCGCAGAACACAUUUUUUUAAAAAGAAUUUUUUAGUAGGUCGUGAAAGUGACUUUAAUGUUAGAUGACCUAUUUCUGUGACAAUUAACUCAUAUGGAAUGUUUGACCAUUUAAUCGCGUGUAAAAUGGGAGGGAUGAAACUUCGCACAAAUAGCGAUAUAAGACUCUCUAGGAUCCUUGUUUGAGCUUCUACCGGGUGGCGAGGAUCCUUUCCCUCCUUGUUAAGAGGGAGGAUUCCGAGAUUUCGGACCCGGGGUCCGUCAGGGCAGGUGAGCCUCCCGAGGAAGUGCUGGGCUGCUAGCAGGUAGGAAGAGGUUUGCCCGGCCCUCCCGGGCACACUCUUCCCCUCAAAGACCGCCGCCCUAUUCCCGCCCCUGUCAGUCACCUCUCCCGGAAGUUAGGCCUGCGGACAUUUAGUUUCCGGUUCCGCUCGUUCCUUUCCGGUCGCCAUGGCGACAGGGCACGUAGGGGUCGGGGAGACACUGGGGGCCCUGAAUGCUGCUCUGGGACCUGGUGGUCCUGUGUGGUUCAAGGAGACGCGCGUACGACACCUGCGCGCCCGAGACUUCCUGGCUCCGCGGAGAGCGCUGCAGGCGCGCUUCGGGAAGGGGCAGGUUCCCGAGGACGUGGUCCGUGCCAUCGCCGGCCUGCAGGGCCCCGGCGUAGCCCCGGUGCUGCGCUGCGCUCCAACCCCCGCUGGCCUUGCGCUCCAGCUACGGCGGCCAGCUGUCUUUGAGCAAGUUCUAGGCGCUGUGGCCGCCUACGCUACGCCCCCUGCGGCGACCUCACCGGGUCUGCGAGUGGUCCUGCACUGCGCUGCGCUACGCGGUGCUCCUUGCGCUCUCCGCCUGAGCCAGCUGCGUGCGGUGCUCGUGGCUGAUUACUUGGCACGAGUUCUGCGCGCUCGCGGGAUUAAUGUGUGCCUAGUGCCCGCUGUGCGAGAUCCGUGCAUGCAGACCUUCCUGCAACAACUCCGGGUAGACUGGCCGGCUGCCUCGGAGAGCGCGUCGGAAAGAGCAGCCACGGAAGCCCUGAGAAGCCGUGCACUUGCAGAGCUUCCUUUUAUCCAAAACGUGGGGACUGUGACUCCUGGCAUUCUGGGCAGAGUGUGUCUAAAGGACCUGGUGGAAGAGCAGGGGCGUGCAGCUGGCUAUGACCCCAACCUGGACAACUGUUUGGUUACUGAUGAUCUGCUCUCGGUGCUGGUUGAGCUGCAGGAGGCUGUGCAGCAUUGGCCUAUGGACAGCACUCCAGGCCUGGCUGGGGCCCCAGGUGCUGAUGAAGACAGCUGCAUGAUUGUACACGUGGUGAGCUGCGAGGAGGAGUUCCAGCAACAAAAGUUGGACCUGCUUUGGUGGAAGUUGGAUGAACGGGUUCCUCUCAGACAGAAACAUCUGGUUUGUGGUCCAGUCAAAAUAGCUGGUACACCCGGCACCCUGACUGCCCCCGAGUACUACAAACUCCGGUAUGCUCAGGUAUACAAGGCCUCAGCACUCAAGCAUGGCGGGGAUCUGGCACAAGACCCGUCCUGGUCAGAGAUCUUGGGGGUUCUUUCUGUAGCCACCAUCAAAUUUGAGAUGCUCAGCACAGCCCCGCAGAGUCAGCUCCUCCUGGCCCUGGCCGAUAGCAGCGUUUCCACGAAGGGCACCAAGAGUGGCACCUUUGUCAUGUAUAAUUGUGCCCGCCUUGCCACACUCUUUGAGGGCUACAAGUGCAGCAUGGAACAAGGUCUGUACCCCACCUUUCCACCAGUGAGCAGCCUUGACUUCUCACUGCUACAUGAUGAGGGUGAGUGGCUGCUGCUCUUCAAUAGUGUCCUCCCCUUCCCAGACCUGCUAAACCAGACAGCAGCCCUGGCCUGCACUGCCCCAGGGCUCCACAUCACUGCACGCACAGAGAUGCUGUGCAAGUUCCUGGUGCAACUCAGCAUGGAUUUCAGCUCAUACUAUAACCGUGUACAUGUUCUAGGGGUGAGUGCACAGCAAGAGAGGGGGGUGUGUGGGAGGUGCAGGGUGAAGGCAGGGAAAGCAGAGGUUGAGAUCAGUGGGCCCGUUCUCCUCCAGGAGCCUCGACCACACCUCUUUGGUCAGAUGUUUGCCCGCCUGCAGCUUCUACGGGCUGUGCGUGAGGUGCUCCAUGCUGGCCUGGCCAUGCUGGGCCUCCCUCCGCUGAGCUACCUCUGAGGCCACAGAUGUCCAACAUGGGGAAUGUUCACAAGGUCAUCAACUCAAAAAAAACAUACAAGUUUUGUUAGGGGCCUGGUGCCAAAAUAAAUUGCUUCUGCUAUAAA